Molecule: messenger RNA, 1049 nt
Organism: Eptesicus fuscus (big brown bat)
Lineage: Eukaryota; Metazoa; Chordata; Mammalia; Chiroptera; Vespertilionidae
Product: potassium channel subfamily K member 16-like
Exons: 6
Coding region: 29-937 (302 amino acids)
Biological process (GO): potassium ion transmembrane transport; stabilization of membrane potential
Cellular component (GO): membrane
Molecular function (GO): potassium ion leak channel activity
Source: RefSeq, a predicted model, not a curated record
UGCCGAGGGCGCAUCGCCUAAGCACACCAUGAGAAGGAAAGAGAAAAGUUUUUCGUUGACAGCCUCUAGGUGCAUUCUGUUGAUGGGUUUCGUGGGCUACUACUUGAUGGGGGCAAAGAUAUUUCAAGCAUUGGAGAUGGACACUCAGGAAGACUUGAAAAAUACCUUUUGGGAUGCCAGACAAGCUUUAUUGAAUAACUAUGUCAACAUAACUCCAGAAGAACUUGAAAUCUUUUUGCAGAAGCUGAGUUUUGCUGUAAAAUAUGGAAUUAUCCCCGUAGUAAAUGGAACAAUUUAUAUUAGUUGGGAAUUACAAAACUCUUUUACAUUUGUGGCAUCAACACUAAGCACAAUAGGUUAUGGGAUAAUUGCUCCCAGAACUCCUAUGGGCCAGAUAUUCUGUGUCUUCUAUGGCUUAUUGGGGAUUCCUCUAACUAUUAUAUUCCUGAAGUUUUUGGGUAAGGCAAUAUCACAACCAUUUUCAGGACUUGGGACAUACCUUCGGAAUAUGGGACUGACAGAGAGACAAAUUAAAAUUUGCAUAUUCAUCUUUUUCUCGGUAACUGGACUUAUCAUUUUCAUCUUGGUACCACCAGUAGUUUUCAAGUAUACAGAAGGCUGGCCAUACAAUGAAGGAUUAUAUUUUGCAUUUGUCUCCUUAAGUACCAUUGGGUUUGGUGACUAUAUACCUGGUGUAAGUGCUGUUCGGACCUACUCACCAAUGUACACAGUAUUUAUGGUACCUUGGUAUGUCUUUGGUCUUGCUUGGAUUGCUCUUCUGUUUAAUUUGUUUUCAAAACUUUUGGAAAGAACUAAAACAAAUCUCAACUGCAAACGGUUAUGUCAAAAUGAAAAAAUAUCGUCUAUAAAAGCUUCUUUCUUUUUCUGGCUUACGAAAGUACCUCGAACUUCUUCGAGGAAUGGUGAGACGAGGUGAAGCAAAAGAAAAUAAUGUGUUUUCUUUACUAACCUGCCAUGUGAGCCACAUCCAUAGUGACUUUUUGUAAUUCAUAUCUUAUUGUGAAUUAUAAUAAAUAAAAUGCAAAGCC